CAGCUCUGUCUCUGCUGCAGCCGCUUGCUCUCCUAUGCUGGGAGCAGCUGUCUGCCAAUUACUCUUUGCCAUACGCUGACUGCAAGCUCUGCGGGGCAGGGACAGGCUGUGUGCAUUUGUCCAGCACCUGGCACAAUGGGGCCCUGACCUGACUGACACCUGUAGUCACUAUCCCAGUCCCAAAUCAGCCAUGUUUUCAGCUGUUUUUUUUUAAUUGAUCUUGGCUGCUAAAUCACAAAACUCAGCCAGAUCCAGCAGGACCCCAAACACACCUCUCCCCCAGGUCUACCUUAACACCUCCAAAAUCUGUGUCCUACGGGAAUGUUCUUGCAGGAUCAGAGGGGCGUUUAUCUGCACUGGGAUCAGCCAAUAUUUGCGUCAAAGGCAGUGAAACGAGACUUCCCAGUAAUCCAGGAGUGGGGCUGUGAAAUCAGCUCACGGAAGUGCAGCCUCCACAUUGACUUUUACCCUCCCGGCACUGACUUUGUGGGGCUCCUUUUCCAGACGGGAGCCCAGCUCCGUUGCUGUGGUGGUAACUGACCUCGUGCUGUUCGAGAAAAUCAGCCUGCUGGAUCCCUAUUCUCUUUGCCUGUGGGGAUCAGAAGGAGAUGGCCACCGGGCAAGCCCUCCUGCUUUUAAUACUCAUUGGAGUAGCCGAGCCUGAGGCAGGGAGAUGCCCUGCCUGCGAGAUGGCAGCCCUGGACCCAGAGGUGCAGAAGACGGUCCUCAUUGAGCUAGCAAAGCAGAGUAUUCUUUCCAAGCUGCAUUUGAAGGAGCGACCCAGUGUGACCCAGCCUGUCUUCAGAGCUGGCCUCCUGACAGCUCUGGGGAGGCUACGUGUUGGGUGCACGAACCAGAGCGUCACGUUGGUGAUGCCAAACCAGAGCCCCAAGACUGAUGAGCAAGAGUAUGAGAUUCUCAGCUUUGCUGAGCCAGGGCCCACCGCUCCCAACAGGACGCAUCUGCACUUCCGCUUCACCCAGGACGCCGGCAGAAGCGUGCAAGUCCUGCAUGCCAACAUGUACAUGUUCCUGGCAGCCCCCGGCGGCCCCGCGCGCAGGGUCACGGCGAAGCUGCUGUUGUCCGAGCCAGGCAAUGCAAACCUGACACUGGUGGGCAGGAGGCAGCUGGAGGUGAAGCGGGGAGGCUGGGCCGCGGUGGAGGUGAGGACAGCUGUCCAGAGCUUCAUCAGCAAAGGCGGCCAGAGACUAACAGCGGAGCUGGAGCUUGAAGGAAGCCCAGAGCCUGCCAUACUUCUCAGCAGCAGCGAAUCUCACCGGCCAUUCAUGGUGGCCAAGAUCUGGGCCAGGCCCCAACACCGGCUUCACCGCCGGGCUGUCGAGUGCAAUAGCAACUCCAGGACGUGCUGCAGGAAGCAGUUCUUCGUCGACUUCAAGGAGAUCGGCUGGGACGACUGGAUCAUCCAGCCCGAGGGUUACCGCAUGAACUACUGCACUGGGCCCUGCCCCACCCACGUGGCCGGCAUGCCCGGCCUGGCCUCCUCCUUCCACACAGCCAUCCUGAAUCUCAUCAAGGCCAACGACGUGCAUGCCGCCUUCAGCUCGUGCUGCGUCCCCACGCACCGCCGGCCCCUCUCUCUGCUCUACUAUGACCAGGACAGCAACGUCGUCAAGACCGACAUCCCCGACAUGAUCGUGGAGGCCUGCGGCUGCACCUAACCCACUGCCUGGCGCACAAGCAGCUGCCUUGGCACUGAGCAAUUCCUCCCUCCAACUGGAACUAGGCAGAGAUUCCCCCGCCAAGGCCCCGUUCCCACUGGUCCUGCUGUUGGAAUUCACGUCCUUCGUGUACAUGACUGAUCGUGCCGCUGAACCGUGCCGUGUCAAGCGCCUUCUCUCCGGAGGACGGGUACUGGAAUCUCACCCCAGCCAACGGCCUCUCUCCGCCCUUUCCUGAGCCGUCCUGCAGACGCCAGCCAGGAGCCCUUUGCAGCAGUGGGUUCUGCCAUGUGAAGACCCACCCUGCAGAGAAAUUGGACCGAGCCCCCCAGACCUCAGAGACCGCCAGGGGAGAUGCUGGGCAGGGUCAGAGAGGAGGUCAGUGCUGCUACACAAAUUCAGGCGGGAGGAAAGAAGGCGUAAAUUCUUGAUGGGGAGAGUAACUAGCCAUGCGCACAGUUUACCGAGGGCUGGGGUGGCUUCGCCAUCACGGACCAUUUUGAAAUUGGGACUGGAUGAUUUUCCAAAAGCUCUGCUCUAGGAACAACGGUGGGGAUGCUACCCAGGGGCUCAGACGAGACAGUCACAAGGGGCCUUGGGAUCUCUGAGUCUGCGGCUGAGCGGGGCGGGGGACAGGGGGCCACACCACGUCGUUUGGGACUAGAGUGACCAGACAGCAAGUGUGAAAAAUCUGGAUGGGGGUGGGGGGUAAUAGGUCCCUAUAGAAGAAAAAUCCCUGAAUAUCGGGGCUGUCCCUAUAAAAUCAGGACAUCUGGUCACCCUA
This is a messenger RNA of Chelonoidis abingdonii (Abingdon island giant tortoise), 2463 nucleotides long. RefSeq names its product inhibin beta C chain-like. NCBI's taxonomy places the organism in Eukaryota, Metazoa, Chordata, Testudines, Testudinidae. Gene Ontology annotation, molecular function: hormone activity; cytokine activity; growth factor activity. Gene Ontology annotation, cellular component: extracellular region. The record is from RefSeq and is a predicted model, not a curated record.